This is a messenger RNA of Gigantopelta aegis, 2255 nucleotides long. Its product is annotated as zinc metalloproteinase nas-36-like. The record is from RefSeq and is a predicted model, not a curated record. The transcript is spliced from 17 exons. Bases 26 to 2152 code for a protein of 708 amino acids. Gene Ontology annotation, molecular function: zinc ion binding; metalloendopeptidase activity. NCBI's taxonomy places the organism in Eukaryota, Metazoa, Mollusca, Gastropoda, Neomphalida, Peltospiridae. Gene Ontology annotation, biological process: proteolysis.
UACCGCAGAUAAUAACUUGCUAGUCAUGAAGUACCUUGUUGUUAUUCUGUUCGUUCUUGGCUGCUGUCCAAGAAUCAAUUCCAGCGCAGACGAGAGUUUUGAUGAAAAUGAUAACGAAAAUGAACUUUUCAGAGAAGAACGAGCUAUUCCCAUUCUAAGCGAGGCAGGAAAGAAGAUCGUGGGGAAGCUGUUUAAAUUCGCCAACUUGACAAAAGUAUCUGGCGGUGUGACCUUAACAUUAAAUAAAAAGGUCUUAAACUUUGCCAAUCUACGUAUUGACAAAACAACGGCUCUCUCUCUGGACAAGUACCUGAAAGAUGAACCCCUGUAUGAAAGACUGUACGUAUUCAACAAGCUGGCCGCCAUUGAAGCCAACAUCACAUCCAGGCAAGGAGGGAAGCUGAAAGCUGUGGCUAUAGAAGACUUGGUGGACACGGACGACGAUAUUGUCUUGGACAAGGAAGACGUCGACGAGAUAUGGCAACAGAUACAGAUAGAACCGGAACUCCUGGACCUGUCUCCUAAACUGACCGUUUUGAAGCCCAAGAUUAACCCUACAUUGGAGCGAGUGAAACGGAAGGUCACGUCCAAGUCAUCUCGGAAGUGGAGCAGUUUGGUCAUACCCUGGAAAUACUCUUCAAGUUUCUCUACGUCUUACAAGAACGUGAUCGAGUCUGCCAUUCAACACUGGGAGGCGGAGACGUGUUUGGACUUCAGAAAGAACGCCUGCUCCAUCUUCAAGUGUAUCAGGUUCAAGAAAAACAGCGGGUGUUACUCAAAAAUAGGGAAAAGGCUCUUUGGACAAACUAUUUCAAUUGGAACUGGCUGUAACACCAAAGGGAUUGUUGCUCAUGAGAUUGGUCACGCGCUCGGGUUUUGGCACGAGCAGUCUCGACCGGACAGGGACCGGUAUAUCUGGAUCAACUCGGCAAACAUCAAGACCGGGAGGAAACACAACUUCAUCAGGCGAUCGUGGAAAGAGGUCUUCUCUCUCGGAGUUCCAUACGACUACUCGUCUGUCAUGCACUAUGGGUCAAAGGCUUUCUCCAAGAACAGCGGGAACACGAUCACGACUAAGGAGUCGAGGAUGUUGAAGACGAUAGGUUCGCGACACGAACUGUCUUUCUACGAUAUCAAACUGGCCAACCUCCAUUACUGCAACAGUAAGUGCAGUGGUGGACUUAAGUCUUCUAUGUGUAGAAACGACGGCUAUAAAAAUCCAAAGAACUGCGCUGUAUGUAAGUGCCCGGAUGGAUGGUCCGGAAAAUACUGUACCGGUGUUAAACCCAGUGUACACGCCAACUGUGGAACCGCGAAGCUGACGGCGUCAUCCUCGUGGAAGUACAUGUCAUCACCAAAGUACACGACCAGUGGUUACCCCGGCAACUCCGAGUGCACGUGGCUAAUACAGGCACCAUGGGGUAAGCGAGUGAUUAUGCGGUUUGUCAGCACCUUUACAAUCAGAUGCCACUCAACUAACUGCAAAGAUUACGUUGAAGUCAGAUACACGGACCUAGCACGCACCGGUGAAAGAUACUGCUGCAGUAGUAGGCCAACACAGUAUUUCCGUUCCCAUGGCAACAAAAUCAUGAUUUUGUUGCGCGUUCGAGGAAGUUCAAGCUACAGAGGUUUUAAGAUUCAAUACAAGUUGGAAGGGUGUGGGGGCUGUUCCUAUGGCGCUCCGAGUGUCGAGCCUGUUUGCUACGAAACACAGAGAUAUUCCUGUCCUGGUAAAUACAAGAAGAGCUGUGGAUUUCUGGGACUUGGCCGGUGUACCAGAUACCGCACGAAUACGUGUUACAAGAAAAUAUCGAAGUGCUGCUCCAACUACAAACGAAUUGGCAGUAACUGCUACCGUUAUCUAUCUAAAUGGUCGUCCUGGUCAAGUUGUUCGGCGGCCUGUGGUGCUUGUGGGACCAGGAAACGCACGCGAACGUGUAUUAAACCACCGUGCAAUGUGAGCCUUGUGCAGACAGUGAGAUGUAACAGAAAGCUCUGUCCAGGCUAUGUUGGCACGAUGACAAAGAAAUGCUCAUAUAAAUCAAAAUGUGGAUGGUGGUUUUUAAAGAAAACCUGCACGAAAUACAAGACUUGCACCGUAAAAAGCCGCUGCUGCACUGGUUUCAAGCCAAGUGGUAGCUAUUGCUAUUAAAGGCGCAGACGCUAGUUUUAACCCGUAAAAAAUGGACACUAAGUUUAGUUAAUUUACAAACCUGCAACUCGUUUGGAUAAAGAUACAAUAGAGUGAAAGAAAU